AUGGCGUCCGAUAUGACACAACCGAUUUUGGACGCCCUGUCCACGUCCGACGGCCCGAUUCUCUCCAACGAAGCCUUCCCCUCCACCCCCUCACUAAACGUCAAGAGUGCGCUCGAUCGUCUAGCCUCGCGGAGCAUGGUCGAAUAUGAGACAAAGGACAAGGAAGUCAUUGCCUUGACCCCGGAAGGUGAAGAUAUCGCUGCCAAUGGCAGCCACGAGGCCAAGGUUUUCGAGGCUGUAGUGGCCGCCAUGGAUGGAUUGAAGAUCGGCGAUCUGCCUGGAAUCGUGGGAAAGGAAAACGCCAAGGUUGGCCAGGGCAAUGCCUUCAAGAAGGGCUGGAUCAAGAAGGACAAGGAUGUAUUGCGGGCGACCACCGAAUCUAUCGUCGACGACACUCGCGAGCUGAUGUUGACCAUCAAGAAGACUCAGUCGCUGGAGGACCAGAAGGCGAUUACAGACCUUAAACGCCGGAAACUGAUCGCGCUGCAGAAGGUCAUCACCUUCCGCAUCUCGAAGGGCCCCAAGUUCGCCAAGGAAUUCGUCAAGGAGGAGACUGACCUGACAGCGGAAAUGCUCGCAAACGGAUCGUGGAAGACAGCCACGCUGAAGCCCUACAACUUCAAGGCCAAGGGUGCUCCUACCCCGGCCGGUACCUUCCACCCUCUCAACAAGGUGCGACAGGAGUUCCGCAACAUCUUCUUCGAGAUGGGUUUCGAGGAGAUGCCCACCAACCGCUUCGUAGAGACGGGCUUCUGGAACUUCGACGCUCUCUAUGUCCCUCAGCAACAUCCCGCCCGCGACCUCCAAGAUACCUUCUACAUCGCCGACCCCGCCGUAGCCGACCCUCCCCGCGAGGAUCCCUUGAACGACCCCCACCGCCCCAAGUCCGUUCAGCCCGCCUCUGCAGCGACCACGCAGAAGCCCCUUGACUAUCAGGAGUACUGGGAUAAUGUCCGUCAGGUCCACGAGAACGGCAAGUACGGCUCUAUCGGAUACCGCUACCCCUGGAACAAAGACGAGGCUCUCCGCCUGGUGCUCCGCACGCACACCACCUCCGUGUCGACCUAUAUGCUGCACAAGCUCGCGCAGAACCCGCGACCCGCGAGAUAUUUCAGUAUUGACCGAGUUUUCCGUAACGAGGCCGUCGACGCUACUCACCUGGCUGAGUUCCACCAGAUCGAGGGUGUCAUUGCCGACUUCGGUCUUACGCUGGGUGGUCUGAUCGGUUUCAUGGAGGUUUUCUUCGCGAAGAUGGGCAUCCACCAGCUGCGCUUCAAGCCCGCGUACAACCCAUACACUGAGCCCAGCAUGGAGAUCUUCGGCUACCACGAGGGACUGGGCAAGUGGGUUGAGAUUGGAAACAGUGGUAUGUUCCGACCAGAGAUGCUGGAGCCCAUGGGUCUUCCCAAGGACAUGAGAGUGUAUGGCUGGGGUCUAAGUUUGGAGAGACCAACCAUGAUCAAGUACGCCGUCAGCAACAUUCGAGAACUCCUUGGCCACAAGGUUGAUCUCAAUUUCAUCGAGACGAAUCCUGCCGUCAGAUUGGAGAAAGACUAG
Aspergillus clavatus NRRL 1 is the source of this 1557-nucleotide messenger RNA. RefSeq names its product phenylalanine--tRNA ligase subunit alpha. The transcript has 2 exons. NCBI's taxonomy places the organism in Eukaryota, Fungi, Ascomycota, Eurotiomycetes, Eurotiales, Aspergillaceae. Gene Ontology annotation, molecular function: phenylalanine-tRNA ligase activity; ATP binding; tRNA binding. Gene Ontology annotation, biological process: phenylalanyl-tRNA aminoacylation. Gene Ontology annotation, cellular component: cytosol; cytoplasm; phenylalanine-tRNA ligase complex. Bases 1 to 1557 code for a protein of 518 amino acids. The record is from RefSeq and is a predicted model, not a curated record.